This is a messenger RNA of Dreissena polymorpha, 2226 nucleotides long. RefSeq lists its product as uncharacterized. Lineage: Eukaryota; Metazoa; Mollusca; Bivalvia; Myida; Dreissenidae. The coding region runs from base 318 to 1331 and encodes 337 amino acids. The record is from RefSeq and is a predicted model, not a curated record. The transcript has 8 exons.
AACAUUUAAGUUUGAACAUCCGCAACAACUACACCGCCACCGCCAACAUCGACUGUACUGAAAUGAAUAACGAAUAUUUAUACAGCAUUGUAUUACGUUCGUUACAGUCUUUUUUCGAUACUUAAACACUUGUUUGUAAAUGGAUAUGAAAACAUUAUAUUACAGUCGGAAUAUAUUAGAUAAGCGGUUAUUAAGACAAGAACUGCCUAUCUCGGUGACGUUUUUCAUUUCUGAAAGUGCCUUGCAUACGAAAACGUUACAUAAGAUUGCAUUUCGGGAAAAGGAAGUAACUUUACAAUCCCUCGUCUGAUCAAAUCAUGCUUACUGACAAGCAUUUCAAGGAACUGGAAGACAAAGGUUACACGGUCGUCGAGAACGUGAUCAGCAAGGCGGACUGUGACCAUGCAGUGAAUGAGAACAAGCAGUGGUUGACCCACUUCGGGAACAACUUCCCAAAGUGCUUCAAUUCCAUAAUUAAAGAUCACAAUGUUGGUCACAUGGAGACAACGUGGCGAUUGAGACUCAAUACAAAGCCUGUGUUUGCUCAGUUGUGGCACACUGAGAAACUGUUGUCCAGCUUUGACGCUAUCGCUAUAAGGAGACCACCGGAAGACGGCGUUGAAGAAUUUCAAAAACCAGACGGGUAUUGGUUACACGUGGAUGUGACGCCAUCGCGGAUUGGGUUGCAUGCUUACCAGGGAGCGCUUUAUCUCGAAGAGCAGACGAAAAACGAUUGGACAUUUCUGGUCAUGGAAGGCUCCCAUAAACACAUCCUGAAACGAUUCGACGAGUAUCCGGAAAAGGCGGAAAGGGCGCGUAAAAUGGGAUUCUAUUAUAGUUUUGCGCCGGACGACGUGGAUUAUUUCAAGUCUAUGGGCUGUCGACUCACAAGGGUUCCUGUUGGCAAAGGUGGCAUGGCCCUUUGGGAUUCCAGACUGGUGCAUGCUAAUGCUCGACCUCUUCCGAAGCGCAAACACGCGGGUAGGUGGCGCUAUGUGGCUUUCAUUUCAAUGACACCAGCAAUAUGGGCCAACGAAGUUGACAUAGCAGUACACCAGGAAGCGUAUAAAAAGCCGACCCUAACGACACACUGGUCGUCACAAGGUGUACGCGUAUUGCAAACAUCAAAGACUCCAUGGAUACCGUUUCCUGAUACUGUGCCUGAUAUUGCACGCACGGAAGAAGCUUUACAAUUAUCGGGAAUGGUUCCCUAUGACUUUGAGGAUGGUAAACCAAACGGAGAUUCGUUCACACCUUCUUGGCGCAAACUGGAGGCACCUCUCGCUCCGGAACUAGAUCUCGAACGUCACUAUGCAAAUGGACACAUAUAAAGCAGACAGCAAGUAUAAUGAUGAAAAAAAUACAACGAUCAUUGAAGGAUCGAGUCAUAGCAAACAUUAUAUUAAAGCGAGUUUAGUCGUUUACUAUUGAUCUUGUAUUUGUACUAUUAUUUGGAUGCAAAUGGUCGUUUUAGUACAAUACAAAUAACGUCCCUCACACACGUCAGUUUAUAACUUGCUAAAUUAAGGUGCAUUCCAAAUAUAUUAAUAAUGUUUCGUAUACAUGUAUAUAAUAUUUUUUAAAAGAACAUUUAUAGAAAAAGUAAAUCAAUUAAUUUCAAACUAUACGUUCAAUUAAUAUAUUGAAUUUUACUUGUACGUUACCGAAAUACGCACCCUUGUGCGCUUAAGAAACGUUAUCUACUAUAUAGCGUGUUUUGUAUUUCAUUUUUAAAUACAAAUUAAAAUUAUCACAAAAUAUAGGGUGGCUAACCUUUUCAUAAUAAUUUUCUUAAGCAGCAUGUAUAUUUCUUACUUUAAUUGAAUGCGUAUGCGGCGCUCUACGAUUGUGUGUGAUACUUUAAAUUUAUUUGUGUCAACUACAGCGGUUCAUUUAACCCAUUUAUGCCUAGUGAACUCUCCCAUCCUUCUAAAUUGGAUCAAUGUAUUUAAAAUAUUAGGGAUGUCUAGUAUAUUUAUUUCUAUAUUUAGAAUAUUUCUUACAGAAAUUCCUUUAAGCAAACAGCGCAGCAUCAUGCGGCGUCUAAUCUGGGUCUACGCUGUUUCCCAAGGAAUUUUUUUCUAGACGCUAGGCAUAAAUAGGUUAACAGUUAGUAUUUAUUUCAUUAACAAGCUUGAAAACAAAAGCUUAUUGUACAUUAUUGUUUACCUUUCAUCCACAUUUUGCUGUAUGGGUAUCUUGAUAAUAGAUUAUAUGUAAACACGU